AUGUUCUUUGAUUUCUCCAGUGCCUUCAACACUAUUCUUCCCUCGGUCCUGAAGGACAAACUGGAGAACUCUGGAGUGGACCAUCACCUCACUACCUGGAUUUUGGACUACCUCACCGACCGACCACAUCAGCAGCAAGACAACAUGGAGGUCAGAUUUGCCACCAUCAGACUCUAUUUAGAGAUUCAUGUGAUCCUGGAGAUUCCUGCCCAACCUGUGAUGCAGGGAGAAAACGUGACCUUGCAUUGUAGAAAAAAGGAUGCAAACUCCAACUACACUGCAAAAUUCUAUAAAAAUGGCAUCUCCAUUGGGAGCAGCUCAUCAGGAAACAUAAUGACUCCCACUGUAUCUAAAUCUGAUGAAGGACUUUACAAAUGUAUCAUUGCUGAUGCUGGAGAAUCACCAGAGAGCUGGCUAACUGUUGGAAGUGUUCCAAAUUCUACUUCCUCCUUCCAGUCUCACUCUUCUGCACAAACAGAUGAUGACAUGUUAUAUUCUAGAGCCAUUUACACCACCUUACGCCCGGGUGAGACUAAACUCAAAGACCCGCAGACGUAUCACCUGAAAUCUGAAGGAAAACACAUCGGGGAUGCAGAGGUCGAGGACAGAAGAGGAGAUGAAGGAGACAGUGAGACAGAGGAGGCUCAAAGCUCAGAUCAGAACAGCCGGACUAGUCAUCAACCCUGGCAAGUGCCACAGACCGAGGUGGAGUACCUGGGAUACGUCAUUGGGGGUGGGGUCAUCCGCCCUCAGACUGAUUCUUCAGGAGUUGGGCUGGGAGCUGUGUUGCUGCAAGGUGGUGGAGAGGACCAAAGACCUGUGCAGCACAUAAGCCAUUUAGAGAGUCAUGUGAUCCUGGAGAUUCCUGCCCAACCUGUGAUGCAGGGAGAAAACGUGACCUUGCAUUGCAGAAAAAAGGAUGCAAACUCCAACUACACAGCAAAAUUCUAUAAAAAUGGCAUCUCCAUUGGGAGCAGCUCAUCAGGAAACAUAAUGGCUCCCACUGUAUCCAAAUCUGAUGAAGGACUCUACAAAUGUAGCAUUGCUGAUGCUGGAGAAUCACCAGAGAGCUGGCUAACUGUUGGAAGUGCUCAAAAUUCUCCUGCCUCCUUCCAGUCUCACUCUUCUGCACAAACAGAUGAUGACAUAUUGUAUUCUGUCGCCAUUUACUACACCCUAAGCCUGAGUGAGACCGAACUUAAAGAUGAUGACAUGUUAUCUUCUAGAGCCAUUUACACCACCUUACGCCCAGGUGAGACUGAACUCAAAGGUGCUGUCACUGUGUUGCUGCUCACUGUGUACCAUUGUCACACAGCAGCUGCCCGGCUGAAGGGACAUCUGGCUGAUUGUCUGGAGGACAAAGACUAUAAUGAACUGCUGCAGACAGCAAAGACUGGUCUUCCACACAUAAACACAUCUCAUCAUGUUGUUAUUGUUGGAGCUGGAAUGGCUGGGUUGACAGCUGCCAAGUUACUGCAAGAUGCAGGACACAAGGUAACUAUUGUAGAAGCAAGUGGCCGCGUUGGUGGACGGGUUGAAACCUACAGAAAUGAAAAAGAUGGGUGGUAUGCUGAACUGGGGGCCAUGAGGAUCCCAAGUUUUCAUCGAAUUGUGCAAUGGUUUGCUGAUGACCUAGGGGUCAAAUUGAAUGAAUUCAUCAUGGAUAACCCUAACACCUUUUACCAUGUUAAUGGAAAGCGGAAAAGAACAUUUACAGCACAAGCAAAUCCCGAUGUACUUGGGUACAAUGUGUGGCCAAGUGAAAAAGGGAAGUCAGCAGAUGAACUCCUUCAGCAAGCUUUACAGAAGGUGAAGGAUGAGGUGGAGGCUCAUGGCUGCUGGGCUGCACUGAAAAAAUAUGACCAUUAUUCCGUGAAGGAGUACCUGAAAGAAGAAGGAGAUCUGAGCCCUGAAGCAUUGAGAAUGAUUGGAGAACUGCUCAACGAACAGAGUCUUAUGUACACUGCACUUAGUGAGAUGAUCUAUGACCAAACUGACAUCAGUGACAGCACCAAGUACUUUGAAGUUGUUGGUGGGUCUGAUCUUCUCCCCAAAGCUUUUCUUACUGUCCUUGAUAUCCCUAUUCUCCUAAACUCUAGAGUCAAGCGUAUCAGUCACUCACACAAAGGAGUCAUUGUAUCAUACCAAACCGGACAACAGUCCUCUCUUACUGAUCUUCAGGCUAAUGUUGUCCUAGUAACAACCACAACAAAAGCAGCUCUUUUUAUGGAUUUCAUCCCACCUCUGUCCCCCAAAAAGAUGGAGGCACUGAGGGCUGUCCAUUAUGACAGCUCCACUAAAAUCCUCCUCACCUUUAACAACAAGUUCUGGGAGAACGACGGUAUCCAAGGAGGAAAGAGCAUCACAGACGGGCCUACUCGUUUUAUCUACUAUCCCGGCCACAGUUUCCAAAAAAAUAAGACCAUCGGUGUCCUCCUGGCAUCCUACACCUGGGGUGAUGAUUCACUACUCUUCCUAGGUGCAAGUGAUGAAGCCCUCAAAGAGCUGGCUCUGAGCGAUUUGGCAAAGAUUCACGGUGAUCAGGUCUGGGAUUUCUGCACUGGGGUGGUGGUGAAAAAGUGGAGCAUGGAUCCUUACAGCCUUGGUGCCUUUGCUCUGUUCACACCCUACCAACACUUAGAGUAUGCUAAGGAGCUCUUUAAAAGUGAAGGCAGGGUCCACUUUGCUGGUGAACACACAGCCUUCCCUCAUGCUUGGAUUGAGACGUCAAUGAAAUCUGCAAUAAGGGCAGCAAAAAACAUUAACAGAGCUGUGCUGCUGAAUUCAGAGUCAACUAAAUGUCGAAAAAGAGAUGAACUCUAG
Pelmatolapia mariae (spotted tilapia) is the source of this 2823-nucleotide messenger RNA. RefSeq names its product L-amino-acid oxidase-like. Lineage: Eukaryota; Metazoa; Chordata; Actinopteri; Cichliformes; Cichlidae. The coding region runs from base 1 to 2823 and encodes 940 amino acids. The transcript has 18 exons. Gene Ontology annotation, biological process: amino acid catabolic process. Gene Ontology annotation, molecular function: L-amino-acid oxidase activity. The record is from RefSeq and is a predicted model, not a curated record.